CGUAAUAAUAUCCAUUUAUCGCUACUGCUAGGGGCAUGUACGAAUGCGCGAGUAUAAAACUAUCACGAGCGACGGGGCGGGUGUGAAUCGGUAGUACGGUGUUGCUUUGUACGUUGACUUUGUCCGCUGUAUGCAAAUUAUGUAGUUAAUAUAUUCCCUUUCAACUCGUCUCAUAUUAAUUUAUUUCGAUAUUAAUUGGUGCUAUAUGGCAGCACCGUAGUCCAUUCCCAUUCAUUCCCAUUUUCACAGCUGUUCUCAAAGUAUUGGUAAACACAACAUGUUCGUCUGACACAAAUAUUUUUAUUUCAUUGGAUGCAAUGAUAAAAAGUACAGAAAAUGGAUGAAUCUAUGAAAUUAAUUAAUGUAAACCAAUCAUCUGACAAGUGUGAAACUUCAGCGGGAAACAUAAAAACCGACGCAUGUCAUACAGAGCCACUACAUUUGGACCAGAAUGUCGAGAAGGCAGGGAAGAAGCGAGUGGCCGGUGCGAAGACUCAUGUCUAUGGUUAUAUGAAGAAAAAAGUGUUAACACACUUAGAGGAAAAUGGUUGCAGUUCAAAGAAUGUUGAUGAAGUGAUAGCAGCGUCUAAAUUUAAUAAAACGUCUGUGCUAGAAUAUAUGAAUCAGCGUAUUCAAAUGGCGCAAAUGAACGUCCAUGAAGAGUGUGAUUCUCUAAGCUUCGCCAACAUCGAAUCUUGGUUGGAGGUAUUCAAAAAGUGGAAUUUGCCAGAAUUAUGCCUGUAUGAGCCUGCUUUAGUAAUCAAUGCUAUUGCAAAUAAUGAAGACUUCCCCGAACCUGAACAGUUAGACGGCGUGAACCUCAAAUCGGUUUAUAAAUUUCUAGGAAAUGCGUUAAUGGGAUUACCUCAGCCAAAGUUAGAUGCAAAGAGUGCAGAGUUUUUGGCAAACGAAUUCAAUAUUUUAGUCGGCGAAGCCAAUACGGUAAACGGUGAUAGCGAAACAAUACGCAUAAACAAUCAAUUACAGAGUUAUGUGGAACUUCCGUUCUGUACACAAAACGAAAAAAGUAGCAUAGAUCCUCUGUGUCUCGGCGAGGAUUUCAAAUUUCAACGGUGACAAUCUCCUAGUUUUUCUCACAAAAUGUUAAUAUUAAAUGCAUGUGAAACUAAUGUUUUAAGUGAACUCUAUGUAAGUAUGUACAACUCCAUUAAUUUAAUAAAUAAAAAUAAAAGUCUUGUUUAUUCA
This is a messenger RNA of Zeugodacus cucurbitae (melon fly), 1206 nucleotides long. RefSeq lists its product as uncharacterized. NCBI's taxonomy places the organism in Eukaryota, Metazoa, Arthropoda, Insecta, Diptera, Tephritidae. The transcript has 7 exons. Bases 337 to 1077 code for a protein of 246 amino acids. The record is from RefSeq and is a predicted model, not a curated record.